This is a messenger RNA of Choloepus didactylus (southern two-toed sloth), 6986 nucleotides long. RefSeq names its product sterile alpha motif domain containing 8 (gene SAMD8). Bases 1389 to 2699 code for a protein of 436 amino acids. Gene Ontology annotation, molecular function: sphingomyelin synthase activity; ceramide cholinephosphotransferase activity; protein binding. Gene Ontology annotation, biological process: ceramide biosynthetic process. Gene Ontology annotation, cellular component: Golgi membrane; endoplasmic reticulum membrane. NCBI's taxonomy places the organism in Eukaryota, Metazoa, Chordata, Mammalia, Pilosa, Megalonychidae. The transcript has 6 exons. The record is from RefSeq and is a predicted model, not a curated record.
UUAUAUUCCUGUUAAUAUUCUUGAGCUUUAUUGUGGCAUGCAGUUAAGUUACUUGAAAGCAAUUUGAUCCUUUUGGGUCUUUCUCUUAAGAUUUGUUAGGCAGGAACUGUUUAGUCUAGGGCAGCAGUUCUCAAUAGCAAUGUGAUUGGCAUUUUGGGUCAGAUGAUUCUUUGUUGUGGCAAGUGUCCUGUAGGUUAUAGAAUGUUUAGUAUCAUGCCUGGCCUCUCCUCUCAAGGUGCCAUUAGCACCCACCAAGUUGCAACAACCAAAAUUGCUUCCAGUAGAACUGCUGCUUUAAGGUUAAUUUUGCCCCUUGACUGGGGCAAAAUCCUUUUGUGUACUCUACCCAGUAACCCAUGAAUCAUGAGAUAUCUCAAUGUAGCUCUUUGGGAUAGGCAUUUUUCCUGGCCUUAUAUGAGUGUGGGCACUGUUCAGUCCUUUUGGGUGUUUCUUUUCUUGGCUGUGGUUAGUUUCUUCACACAUAUGCGCUGAUCAGUAUUCAGCUGAAUAUUCAAGGGAGACCCUCUACACGUCUAUGGAGUUCUCUUUUGUGCAUCUCUCUCCUCUCUUGUACUCUGUUCACAAACACUAGCCGCUGUGAUUUCCCCAGACUCUCAGCGCCAUCUCUUCAUCUCAAGGAGUUCAUUAGACCCCAUCUGGUUUCUCCCUUUCCCCCCAGUGGCUGGAAAACUCUCUCAAGGCAGUAAAGUGGGGAGUUCUGUCUCUCAGGGAUUAUUCACCUUUGUUGUCUGAUAUCCAGUGUCUUGAAACUGUUCUUUUCAUGUAUUUUGUUUCAGGUGGGAGGAUAAAUCUGGUUUCUAUCAAUCCUCUUGGCCAGAAGCAAAAGUCCCUUUUUACUGGUAAUUGAUUCCUAUGAAUUACUGGUUAAAGAUGAAAGUGUUAUUACACAUUUACUAACUUAAUUUCUUCAUUUUAUUGAUUUGGAUAAGACCGGUAGCUGUCAUAUUCUUCGUUUAAAGUCUCCUGUUCCCUAUAGUUAGUUCCUGUGACACAAAACACUAAAUUGGCCCUAAAGCCUUUGAUCAUCUUUUAAUAUGCCUCUUUAAUGCAGAUUUUCGAAGCAUUAAAGAGUGACGUAAUAUGGACCUCUAACUGUAUGUAGUAGCAUACAAUUAAAGGACGAGCCCUGACCUGAUGAAGCAUAACAGUGGUAUGUGUCAUGUUUUUAGGGCAUUGCCACAGCAGACUCAAAGACUUUCAGGAGGCUUCCAUGUACAGUAACUUAUAUUUUGUAGCAGCUAAAAAGCCAGCAUCAAAGCCUGUGUUUUAGCCUGAGUGAGGAUAUAAAGAACUGGUGAGCUCAGACUGAAAAAAGAACAUGAAAGAGGAGAAGAAUCAUUUUGAGCAGAGUAUGAGAUGAAACUAUAAUGAAGUAUAAUACUGCAAAGAUGGGAGUGACUUGGAACUCAUUGGUGGCAGUGGAGGAGGAAAUGGCAGGACCUAAUCAACUCUGCAUUCGCCGCUGGACAACCAAGCAUGUAGCUGUUUGGUUGAAGGAUGAAGGCUUUUUUGAAUAUGUGGACAUCUUAUGUAAUAAGCACCGACUUGAUGGAGUCACAUUGUUGACAUUGACUGAAUAUGAUCUCCGAUCUCCUCCUCUGGAAAUUAAAGUCUUAGGGGACAUUAAAAGGUUAAUGCUCUCAGUCCGCAAACUGCAGAAAAUACAUACUGAUGUUUUAGAAGAAAUGGGCUACAACAGUGACAGUCCCAUGGGUUCCAUGACUACUUUCAUCAGUGCUCUUCAAAGCUCAGAUUGGCUCUGUAAUGGGGAGCCUUCACAUGACUGUGACGGACCCAUUACUGACUUGACUUCUGAUCAGUACCAGUAUAUGAAUGGUAAAAACAAACAUUCUGUUCGAAGAUUGGACCCAGAGUACUGGAAGACCAUAUUGAGUUGUAUAUAUGUUUUUAUAGUAUUUGGGUUUACAUCUUUCAUCAUGGUUAUAGUCCACGAGCGAGUGCCUGACAUGCAGACGUAUCCACCACUCCCAGAUAUUUUCUUAGACAGUGUUCCUAGAAUCCCAUGGGCCUUUGCCAUGACAGAAGUUUGUGGCAUGAUUCUGUGCUAUAUUUGGCUCCUGGUUCUUCUUCUUCACAAGCACAGGUCAAUACUUCUGCGAAGGCUCUGUAGUCUGAUGGGCACUGUUUUCUUGCUUCGCUGCUUUACCAUGUUUGUGACCUCCCUCUCCGUGCCAGGACAGCACCUACAGUGUACUGGAAAGAUAUAUGGCAGUGUAUGGGAGAAAUUACACCGGGCCUUUGCCAUUUGGAGUGGCUUUGGUAUGACCCUGACUGGCGUUCACACUUGUGGAGAUUACAUGUUCAGUGGCCACACAGUUGUCCUAACUAUGCUGAAUUUCUUUGUCACUGAAUAUACACCAAGAAGCUGGAAUUUCUUGCAUACCUUAUCCUGGGUUCUCAACCUCUUUGGAAUCUUCUUCAUUUUGGCUGCUCAUGAACAUUAUUCCAUUGAUGUGUUCAUUGCUUUUUAUAUCACAACGAGACUCUUUUUGUACUACCAUACUCUGGCCAAUACCAGAGCAUAUCAGCAGAGCAGGAGAGCAAGGAUUUGGUUUCCCAUGUUUUCUUUCUUUGAAUGCAAUGUUAAUGGCACGGUACCUAAUGAAUAUUGUUGGCCAUUUUCAAAACCAGCAAUAAUGAAAAGGCUGAUUGGUUGAAGACAGUAUCUUUGUCAUGGGUUUGUGAUUAAAUACACAAUAGUUGUUGAAAAUGAAUAACGUUGCUUCCCCCCACCUAGGUUGUUCCUGGAUGCCUUGCUUUUUGCUUAUAUAUUGACAAAGUAAAGUUCCCUGUUCUGAGCAGGGCUAUGAUUGUAAAAAGCAAGAAAGAGCAAUCAAGAGUCCUUACAUAGCUGUUUGAAAGAAAACUUAAGAAUAUGUGUUCUGCCCUUCUCUUUAGACAGAGUUAAUGUUUGUGAUUGAAGUCAGGCUGUUACCCUUAUUUGUUGAGUAUUUGCUUAUUGAACUUAAGCAAAUCAGCUUAAGCAGUUUGCUGGGUGAAGGAUUUUUACUGGUUCCAAGUAGGACUCUAGUCAAGAAAUAAUAUUUUUUGAAGCCCCUUAUUAUCUUCAAAGGAAAAAUCCCUACCAAGUGAGCAGUACGUGUUCUUUGAACUAAUCUCUUUGUCUGUUUAGAAAAUGCAACUCUGGAAAGCGAUCCAUUUUAUUGACAAAUAAUUUUUGCCUUCUAAGUCAUCUCUAAGAAAAGUAUACUGAAUAAACCAGGAUGCCUGAAACACGAAGAGAAUGAAAGGGGCAGUUGAUGAGGGGACAGAGUGCUGAUGGGGAAACUACCUGCCUCCUCAUCAAUGCAAAUGUAGUGCUGGCAUUUUUUUUUUUUUUUUAACCAAAGAUGCAGUUCUUAUUUUGUCUAAGGGUUCAGUAUGACCAUCAGUAAGUAUUCAUGAGAGAAAAAUGGUUGCAUCCAUAAAAAUAAAAUUGACUUAAUCUUAGUAAUGUAGGUACCUGGAAUCACUUUGUGCUAUAGUUGUUAGUUAGACAAGUGACAGCCCAAUUUUAUGCUUUUUUAAUGAUGUUAUUUAAUGAGUAAAAUAGGAGUGUUUUACCAGAUGCUAGAUAAAGUUCUUAUGCCCUUAAAUAGGGAGGUGUGCAUGCAAACUUUUUCCUCUUUCUGAAGACAAAUUUAUAACAGGUUUCAUACAUAAAACUUUUUGGUUCUUGAAAUUUCUCCUUCUUGCUCAUCAGAAGUGGGCAGUCUCAGACAUAUCUGGAUGCUAAAAUGUUUUGUUGUUUUCUAUUUUUAAAUAUAAUUGUGUACAUAUAUUCUGUUUAAUCUUAGUUUGGCAGUCAGGAUAAUUUAGUUGCUGUUUUUAGAACACUAGAAAUUUAGUACCUUAAGUAAUUUCCCCUUAUGAUAACAUUCGUCACUUUAUUUUUAAUGAUUUUGUAUAGUAGUUAUGAUAGUAGGAUGGUUUUGGUAGAUUUGAACCCCCAACUUGUGAGCUUUGCCACUUGGAAUAUUAAUUGUGUAGUCUUUACUUUCCAUUUUAAAACAAGAAGUUAGAAAAUGUGCUGGCAUACUGAAGUCUAAAAUUAGGCUCCUCAGCAGAAGCCUAUUCCUUCUUUACCUGAUGAAAUAUUUUAUUUUUGCACUUUAAUUCAUACUUCUACCCUGUAUGAGCUACAGGGAAGCCUGAAUGAAUUUGACAAGAAAGGAGUAUUAUGCAAACAAAUUUCAGCCAAUGUUGAAUGACCCUAAUUUGGAUCUGUUCUGAACAUUAUUUUUUAUUUCUCACUUGAGAAAUGGUACAACGCAAUUCCAAUUUUAUUAUGUUUUAAAUCUCACACUUCAGGAUCGUCUGAUAUCUUAAAUUGUUGAUUCUAUUACAACUUAGGGAUAAAAAAAAAUGCCAACAUUUCAUGUAAGGAAAUUGCAUAAUCAUGAAGGGUGAAGGAUGUUUCUCCUGCCAGUUAGAAUGGUGUGACCCUUGAAAUCAAAAGAAGUGUUACUGCCAUUUUUCCUAAGUGGCAGUACAGGACCGAUUUUAUCUAGGAAGGGACUGAUGUUGGCUUUUGAGAAAAGGUUUAAAAAACAUCUGUGGCAACAUUAAUUCAAAGAGAUAAUGAAAUAGCUACCUAAUGGUAAAUUUUCCUAAUGUCAGUCUUCUUUCCUUCAUAUGGAUUCUAUUCUAGAAAAAAAUAGAAAAAAAAAAAGCAACUAACUUUGCAGAGCUAUUGACAUUGAAAGUGGCCUGACAACAGACUGCAAUGAGGAUUAUAAAAUAACUUUUCAGCCUUGCAUUUAUUCGUAUGUGAUUUGAGAAAAAGGUAAGCUAGAUUUAUAAUUUAUUGUUCUAACUAUUACAAGGCAGUGUUUACAAAAAUUAAUCAUCUCCAAGUCUCUUUCUUGGAAAAUAUUGGGACAAAAUUCUUUUCAGCUUUUUUUUUUUUAAAAAAACGUGAAACCUACAUUUUAGUUGCUUUUUAUAUUGUCCAGAAAGUUCCAGAUUUUCUUUGUAUUUCUUUUCUUGUAGAAAUCUAAACCAUAGUGAAGAUCGUAUUUAUGUUUACAUUUUGGGCACUAAUGUGGCUAUGUAGAGAAGUUUACAUGAGUUAGGUCUACAUAAUUUUUGACCUUGUAUAUGGUUCUCCCGUUGCAGGCUUAUGAGACUUUAGUAUAGAAGAAACCAAGGUUUUUGGUUUGAGUAUGUAAACUGGGAGGUUAUGUUGAAAGUCUUGGAUAUAUUUUCUGUGUUCCUAGGGGGCAGCAUUGCCUUUUGUCUUUUUUUAAAGCCCAGGCAAAAGCAGUGUUACUCUCAGCAUACCUGAAGUUGGUAGGGAGUAGGUCUUGAAGAAGGCAAGUUUUGCCGUUAUUGCUAAAUAAUUUGGGGGCAACCUUUAGCUAUGCUGCAGAAUUCUCAACGUGACUAUCCUCUCCAGAGUUCUUUGUGGCCAGAAUUGCUAGGGCAAAAAUACAACUUCUAUAUGCUGGCUCCAUUUAUUAGUAUCCUUUCAAAUCAGAAAGCAAUGAGCUUAGCUUUAGAACCAGUCAGUUAAAAUAAGUGUGGGUUGAUCACAAGAAAAAUCCAUUGAUGAGAGAGACCUACUGGUGGCGUAACUGUUUUAAGAAUGACAUUGCAAGUGGUGAUCUUUCCUACUUUGUAUCUGCCUGAGUGUUAUUACUUAGAGUUCCAAAAAUCCUAUAAUUUAUAAACAAGGAACAGAGGAGCCAAAUCCUUUAAUAGCUAAUGUGAAAAAGUCUGGUUUAGGGAAUCUGUUUGGACAGUGUUUGUUACUAAAUUCAUAUUCAUAACACUAACCUGCUUUGACUGUAUUCAGCAAAAGGCAAUUUCAUCAUUAAUUUAAUAGUAAACUUUUUUAAGGAUCCUAGUUCCAAAUUCCAGAGAACAUUAAUGUAUUCUUGUUUUAAACACUCUGGUUUAAUCAACUUAAUUCUUUGAUGGUCUUUUUGUAGACUUACCCCUUACUAGAAGUAAUUAUAGUAAUAGUCACUUGGUUUUUUAAGGUUUUCAGGUACUUGACACAAAAAAACCUCUUCUAGAAUAGUCCAGUUGCUUUCUUAAGCAGUUAUGAUGUCACUUAGACAUUUUCAAAGCCAACAAAGCAUUUCAGUGCCAACUUUACUUGGAUUUGUAAAGUUUAGUCUGAAUUCUCCCUAUACCUCUAUAUAGGAAAAUUGUUAGGAACAUCAAAGGUCAGAAUGCUUCAGGUGACCAAUAAGAAAGGAAAGAGGCUUUAUGGUUUUGUUUUGUCUUCCUGUCUUUUAGUGGCUUUUAAUGGCUAAAAUUGCUCCCAGCAAAUGCCACCAAUUUCGCGUAACUAAAAUGAGACCUAUUCCUUUGCAUUGAGUCCAAUAUAAAUAUCUGUGAAAUCUAUAAGCUAUGUUUCAACUGUUUUUUUUGGAAUAUAUUCUACCCUAAAUUCAACCAAAAGUCAUUUUACUCGGUGUACUCUGAGUCUCAGCAUAACAAAGCAUUGAGCCUGAUAGGGAGGGAGAAGGAAUAAUAUGUUAAUUUUAUUGUCACUUCAGGUCUGUUGUUUCAAUCUAAUCUACUGGGUUGUCUGAGGAUUUGAACAUAGAAAGCCAAGUGAUGUUACCAGUUAGUAAUGUCAUCUUCCAAAUGUUUCAUUUUAAUAAUUUUUCAUUCAGAGAAUCUAUGGGUUGUUAGGAACUUGUAACAAAAGAAGUGAAAACUGGUAUUUAAUGAGGGAAGCAAAAUUAGCUUGGACUAAAAUGGGGCAUGUUUUGAGAAUUCUACCCAUAUGUCUCCCUAUCCACAGAGAAACUAGUAUUACUUGAAGAUGUGAAAGUUCCUGUGGUAGCCAUACCUUGAAGCACAGUAUUGUACAUAAGUAAAUAUCUUGAUUCUAAAUUAAAUCCAGAUUUAACUAAUAUAUAUUAUUUUAUAUCUUUGUUGUAUUAAAAUGUUUAAAAACACUAAAAAUAAAACAUUUGAAAGUUGGA